AUGGCUGAAGAAGCAACAAUGAGUGGAUCCCUGCUGAAGGGAGUUUUCAGACGAGAUGAAAUGCGACUGAAGGAAAAGGAGGAAUGCGUAGCUGAUGAACCCGACAGCGUGCCAUGCACGCCUAUCACUCCGGUUAUCACCACAUUUCCAAUCAAAAUCAAAAAUAUUAAAAGUGCUGGUUCAGAUAACGGAGGACUUAAAUCCCAAGUCAUUAGCGAACAGACAAAUGGUAGUGCUAUGGAGGAUCCAACACCAGAAGCCUACAUAACUUUUUCGGUGCGCAUACGCUUAAAAGAAGGACGCAACCUGGUAAUUCGGGAUAGUUCAGGUGCACCACCUUUCCUCUCGGUGGUGCACAAGAGUUUGAACCCAGUUUGGGAAGAAGAAUUCACACUUCUCAUUGAUGAUCCGACCAUGCCCAUUCAAGUGGAUGUAUACGAUUACGACCGAUGGGCCACCGAUGAUUAUAUGGGUGGAGCUGUUAUUGAUCUCAGUCAGCUUAAACUUUUUCAGAUGACGAUCAUGAAACUGAAGCUUCAUGAAGAAGGAUGUGAAAACUCAGGAGCCAUCGAUGUAGUCGUUACAGUGACACCGCUAACAGCUCAUGAGAAGGAUGAAUUUCUAAAAAAAGCAACACGCGGGAUUAUUUGUGAGCGACCAAAGAAGACACCACCAAAAACUACCCAGGUUUGGACAUCCGUAGUGAAUAUUGUUUUGGUCGAAGGACGAAAAUUAUCAAUUCCGGACAGCCCCAAAAACAGCUUUCCGGAUUCGUUUGUGAAAUUCAAGCUAGGAGGCGAAAAAUACAAAAGCAAGCCGGUCUUGCGAAGCAGUAAUCCGAAAUGGCUGGAGCAGUUUGAUUUGCAUAUGUUUGAUGAAACAAAGCAUGUUCUGGAAAUGAUAGUCAUCGAUAAGAGGACCAACAUCCCCAUCGGCAAAUGCACCUUGGAUUUAGAUAAACUGGAGAAGGAGACACCGAAUCAGCUGCUCUGUGAGCUCGAUCGAGGCAACGGGUCGAUACUUUUACUGAUAUCGGUAACGGGUACGACAUCUACGGAUGCAGUUGUUGACUUGUCCGACUUCUCCAACGACGACAUCCGGAAUGUUCUUCUCGAAAAAUAUGUUGUGUUUCGCGCUCGGAAUUUGGCGCCUGUGGAUGCGAUGAAUAAGAGCAACCCGUUUGCUGUGGUGGAGCUGGUAAAUGCACUGCUACAGACACAUACUGAAUACAAAACCGUCAAUCCAGAGUGGAACAAACUUUUCACUUUUGCAGUAAAAGAUAUACACACGGCUCUCGAAAUCACCGUUUAUGACGAAGAUGCCAGCAAAAAAGCGGAAUUUUUGGGCAAAGUUGAAAUUCCCUUGCUGCAGAUUCGAAACUGUGAAUCAAAAUGGUACGUGCUGAAGGACCGUAAAUUACGAUCUCCAACAAAGGGUCAAAUUUUAUUGGAAAUGGAUGUCAUCUGGAAUCCUGUAAGCUCCUCAAAAAGACUUAUGUGGCCUAAAAAUGCGAAGAGCGUUUCGAUUAAAAACGAUAGUAAAAUUUUUGGUAUGGGAAUGUUUCGGCACGCAAAUUUACACUAGAA
Gongylonema pulchrum is the source of this 1586-nucleotide messenger RNA. The record is from the annotation of a GenBank genome assembly. Lineage: Eukaryota; Metazoa; Nematoda; Chromadorea; Rhabditida; Gongylonematidae.